Euleptes europaea (tarantolino) is the source of this 1269-nucleotide messenger RNA. RefSeq names its product NHERF family PDZ scaffold protein 4 (gene NHERF4). The record is from RefSeq and is a predicted model, not a curated record. The transcript has 10 exons. Gene Ontology annotation, molecular function: signaling receptor binding; protein-membrane adaptor activity. Gene Ontology annotation, biological process: protein localization to plasma membrane. The coding region runs from base 1 to 1269 and encodes 422 amino acids. Gene Ontology annotation, cellular component: apical plasma membrane. NCBI's taxonomy places the organism in Eukaryota, Metazoa, Chordata, Lepidosauria, Squamata, Sphaerodactylidae.
AUGAAGCAGAAGGAAGGACUUCCAGACACCACAGAGUUUACCCCGAAAUUUGAAUUUAACCCGAAAGAUGGGAUCGACAACCCGGCCCUGUCACUGGCGGAGGACUCGGAGCCGGAGGGAGCUUUGCAGCUGCGCUUCUGCUUUCUGAAGAAAGAAGAGGGUGAGAGCUUUGGCUUCUGGCUGCGUCAAGAGGCGGGCAACGGCGGGCAUCUCAUACGGCAAGUGAAACCAGGGAGCCUGGCCCACCGCAAAGGGCUGAGGGAAGGCGACCGGAUUCUCGAGGUGAACAGUGUGUAUGUGGAUGACAUGGAACAUUUUAAGGUGGUAUGGAAGAUCCGGAGCAGCGGCAUGCAGAUCUUGCUGACCGUUCUGGAUGGGAAUGCCUACAGCCUGGCCAAAGCCCUUGACUGGAACCUGGCUCAGCUCUUGCCCUCUUACAACAGGCCACGGCUGUGCUGUGUGGCCAAGGACCAAAAUGGUUUCGGCUUCAAUGUUUCCUCUCCAGAAGGUGUAAAAGGCAUCUUCCGAGUAUCUGUGGUGAGAAACGGGCCAGCCGAUAAGGCAGGAGUGCCGGAUGGUUCUUGGCUUCUGGAGCUCAACGGAAUGAGCGUGGAGAACUGGACUUAUGCCAGGCUGAACAAAAAGCUCAAACAAAGCAGCAGCCCCAUGGGGCUCCUGGUGAUAGACGCAGAGUCCGAGGAGUUCUACCGACAACAUAACAUCAAAAUCACAGGCGCCCUGGCUGACAGCUCAUGGCUUCCCUUUGAAGUGCGGAAGCUGCAGAUGACCAGAGGGCCAAACGGCUACGGGUUCCUGCUGAAAGAAGAAACUUAUGGCUCAGGAAAGAGGGGCCAGUUUCUGAGGGAGGUGGAUGCCGGCCUGCCGGCUGAGAAGGCAGGGAUGAGCGAUGGCGAUCGCCUCCUGGGAGUGAAUGGAGAGAGUGUCGAAAAUGUCGAUCACCAUGGAACGGUGUCUAAGAUCCGUGCCGACAGCAAGCAGGUGACGCUGCUGGUCAUCGAUGCAGAAGGAAGCAAGUUCUUUGACUUGGUUGGACUAUCGCCUCUUGUUUUCUACGAUAACCAAGAUGCUCUGUCAGGAUCGCAUGCCACCCAUGGCUCCUCUUCUCCCAGCAUGCUUCAGGAAAACCGCACUUCCGGUUUCGCUCCUUGUCAUCUCGCUAUGAACCUCCAUUGUAAUGCGCGACCACCCAGAGAUGAUUCACAGGACUCCUCCAAAGAGGAGCAGGAUGGACUGAGCCAGCCCUUCUAG